GCCCGCACUCGGAGCGUGAGCCGAAGCGCGACUUUUUGGCGCUCUUUAGGAGCAGCGAGAGGGAGGAGGAGGCCAGAGAGUACCGGGUGGGCGCGGGAGCCAAGGCGGCCCGCGGCCGUAUUCCCGCCCGUCCCGCAGCGGCGCGCCGAGCCAGUGGCUGACUUUAGAAGUUUGUAGAGAAUUUCAGAGAGGAACUUGCUUUCGAGCUGAUGCAGAUUGCAAGUUUGCCCAUCCACCAAGAGUUUGCCAUGUGGAAAAUGGUCGUGUGGUGGCCUGUUUUGAUUCUCUAAAGGGUCGGUGUACUCGUGAGAACUGCAAGUACCUUCACCCUCCUCCACACUUAAAAACGCAGCUGGAAAUUAAUGGGCGAAACAAUCUGAUUCAACAGAAGACUGCCGCAGCCAUGUUCGCCCAGCAGAUGCAGCUUAUGCUCCAGAACGCUCAAAUGUCAUCACUUGGUUCUUUUCCUAUGGCUCCGUCACUUCCAAAUCCUCCCAUGGCUUUCAAUCCUUACAUACCACAUCCUGGGAUGGGCCUGGUUCCAGCGGAACUUGUACCAAAUACACCCGUUCUGAUUCCUGGAAACCCACCUCUCGCAUUGACAGGAGCCAUUGGCCCAAAACCGAUGCGUUCAGAUAAACUGGAGGUUUGCCGAGAGUUUCAGCGUGGAAAUUGUACCCGUGGGGAGAAUGAUUGCCGCUAUGCUCACCCUACUGAUGCUUCCAUGAUUGAAGUGGGUGAUAAUACUGUGACAAUCUGCAUGGAUUACAUCAAAGGUCGAUGCUCCCGGGAGAAAUGCAAGUACUUUCAUCCUCCUGCACACUUGCAAGCCAAACUCAAGGCAGCUCAUCACCAGAUGAACCAUUCCGCUGCCAUGGCCCUGCAGCCUGGUACACUGCAACUGAUACCAAAGAGAUCAGCACUGGAAAAGCCAAACGGUGCCACCCCGGUGUUUAAUCCCGGUGUUUUCCACUGCCAACAGGCUCUGACUAACCUGCCGCUCCCCCAGCCGGCGUAUAUCCCUGCAGGGCCAAUCCUGUGCAUGGCACCCGCUUCAAGUAUUGUGCCCAUGAUGCACGGUGCUACACCUACCGCUGUGUCUGCAGCAACAACACCUGCCACCAGCGUUCCCUUCGCUGCAACAACUACAGGCAAUCAGCUGAAAUACUGAACAGCAGAGUUAUGGAGUAUCAGAAUCUUUCCAUGGAAACCUCCAUAUGGCCUUUCUAUAUAUAUUCUUGUAUUUCUUCUUCUACCAACACUACAAUAAGCGUGGUACAGUCAAUAUAUUAAGCAAAGCAAACCUGCCAGCCAGCAAAUUCAAAUAAAAAAUAAAGCAUUAAAAAUCAAUGGAGAUGUUAAAACAGAACAUGAAUAGAAAACUAAUAACUACCAUCCAUCUUAUUUGAAUUAUCAAGCAGAACAUGACCAUAAAAUUUGGUAACUUGUUACAUUACUCUUUGUCAUUUUCUAAUAACCAUGCUAAGUGAAUUUCCAGAGUGAGCUAUUGGCUUACUGUAUGCAUUCUUGGUGGCUAAAUUAUUCAUCUGUUUUUGAAUUUGUUUACAAGAUAGUCUAUUGGGUUGAUUCAGGAUGUUAACAAAUAUAUUCAGUACCAUUUCUUGUAUUGUACUGUUUUGUGCUAUGUUAGGUUUUUACAUGCUGUAGUGUUUUGCUGUAUAUGUGUGGUGUUUGAUUUCAACUGAAAUGUUAUUAGUGGGGAACAAAAGUAUAUGCUUAAAAACAUGAUAGUUUCAUGCAAAUAUGCUCUCUCUCUCUUUAGAAUAUUUCUGUAGGUUUCUUGGGACUGACAUUUAAAAUGCCUCACUUUUGAGUGUGCACAAAACCUGCUCAUUAACAUGCAUGUGUGUAAUUUGUACCUGCAGAUCUUACAUUGCAUAAUACAAUCAAAUUGCUAGAUUUUUUAAAGAGAGAAAUAAUUACCUGCACAAAGCAGAGAACUUCAUAAAACAUUAACCCCUAAUUCACUUUUCUUAAAUAGCUUGGAAAAUAAGAUUUUACCUUUAAAUGAAUUUCUCGGCAUUUAUACUAAAAGUUAUGUAAAGUGCUCAUUAGAUUUGUGUGUGUGUGGCUUGAGAAUCCUGUCUCCUAGGUUGAGUGUCUAAAGCUGAGCCAUUUGUCAUCUUCAGCUGAGAAACUGAUGCUUGGGAGCUUAAAAUAUGCUAAUUACAAGUUAUAAAUCUAACAGAGAGAUGGGGGCGUGGAGAUAGUUUUUACGUACUGGAGGAAAGCGUGUAAAACCAUGGCUGUGUCACCUUUUACACAAGUGCCAUUUUCCAAAUGCAAAUGGCUCAUGCUCUUUAGACUACUCUUUGAAUAACAAAUAAGACGCAAUCUAGCAAAAGUCAGUCAGGGUGAAAGAGAAUUGGUUACAAAUGAGGAUUUUCCUCCCCAAAUGGACUAUCUUCUGUAUUGAUCACAGAGGGAGCCUGAGUACAGGUUUGGAGAAAUGGCUAGGACAGGAGCAGGGAAGCAUUUACAAUUAUUUCUUGAUUGAUUCAAAAGAACUGGGAAAGAUGGUUGUAGUUGUCUUUAGCUUCAGUUCAACUGAGUUUCAUUUUGCUAAACAGUUCAGCGGAGGAGAAAGCAUCUGUGAUAUAUGGCAAGUGUCCCCCUGACCAAACUUUAACAUUAGAGCCUCUCACAUUAUAA
Molecule: messenger RNA, 2673 nt
Organism: Saimiri boliviensis boliviensis (Bolivian squirrel monkey)
Lineage: Eukaryota; Metazoa; Chordata; Mammalia; Primates; Cebidae
Source: RefSeq, a predicted model, not a curated record